Asparagus officinalis (garden asparagus) is the source of this 2181-nucleotide messenger RNA. RefSeq names its product U-box domain-containing protein 52-like. Gene Ontology annotation, molecular function: ATP binding; protein kinase activity. Gene Ontology annotation, biological process: protein phosphorylation. The record is from RefSeq and is a predicted model, not a curated record. Lineage: Eukaryota; Viridiplantae; Streptophyta; Magnoliopsida; Asparagales; Asparagaceae.
UGAAGCCACUCCUGAAUCCACAAGACUACAAAUAGAGUCUGAAUUAUUUGCGCCUUAUAGGGGAUAUUGCGCUCGCAAAGGGAUUGGCAUGACCGAGGUUGUUUUAGAAGAUUCUGAUGUCUCAAAGGGACUGAUCGAAUACAUUAAUAACCAGCACAUCAACAAUUUUGUUGUUGGCGCCACAACAAGACAUGCACUUGCAAAGAAAUUCAGGAACCAUGAUUUGUCUACAACUUUAGUGAAAACUGCACCAGAAUUCUGCGCUAUUUAUGUCAUAUCGAAAGGGAAGGCGAUCACCGUGAGAUCAGCAAAAGGGCCCGUGCCAACAAAUGCUUGGCCUCCUAUAAGACCAGGAGGCUCUUUCGACUUUGAUGAUUCUGUCAGGUACGGAAAGGGAUCAAGAAGAGGAGCCGUACAAUCACAUUCUCCAUCUGAGCAAAUAAAGUCAUCCACAAGAGAAGGAUCUCACUCUGCAUUGAGCUCACCACUCCAUCACACGCAACGUGAUGGCCUCGAGUCAUCUUUCCGCCCUCCAAGAACCUCACUAGGUUCCCGAGAUUUCACAGAAGAGUUCCAGGGAAACUCAUGCUUCAACUAUGCAAGCGACUUCUCCAUAAUUCAAGAAUCUUUACCUCACUCUGGUGACUGCAGUGGUGAUUCUUCUCCUACCAGCAAUUCAAAGAAAGACUUGGAAGCUGAAAUGAAAAGAUUGAAGCUUGAGCUGAAGCAGACUAUGGAUAUGUACAGCAAUGCUUGCAAAGAGGCAAUCUCAGCUAAGCAAAAGGCAAAGGAACUAGUUCAACUGAAAAUGGAAGAAGCCAGAAGAUUCGAAGAAGCAAGAAGUGCGGAGGAAGCAGCUCUAGCAAUGGCCGAAAUGGAGAAAGCCAGAUGCCAAGCCGCCCUUGAAGCAGCCCAAGCAGCGCAGAAGAUGGCAGAGAUGGAAACCCACAGGAGAAGGAGCGCAGAACUCAAAGCAAAGAGAGAAGCUGAAGAGAAGAAGAGAGCUCUAGAUGUAUUAGCUCAGAGUGAUACCAGAUAUAGAAAGUAUAGUAUCGACGAGAUUGAGCUUGCUACGGAGUAUUUCGCAAAGUCGCUUAAGAUUGGCGAGGGAGGUUAUGGGCCCGUGUUUAGAGCUUGUCUUGAUCAUACGCCAGUUGCUAUUAAGGUGCUUAGGCCAGAUGCAGCUCAGGGCAGGAAGCAGUUCAACCAAGAGGUUGAAGUAUUGAGUUGCAUCAGACAUCCAAACAUGGUUCUCCUCCUCGGCGCCUGCCCAGAAUACGGCUGCCUCGUAUACGAAUAUAUGGAAACAAGCCUCGAAGACCGCCUCAUGCGACGAGGAAACACUCCUUCAAUCCCAUGGCCAAUCCGCUUCAAGAUCGCCGCUGAGAUCUCCACCGCCCUCCUCUUCCUCCACCAGGCCAAGCCCGAACCCUUGGUCCACCGCGACCUCAAACCCGCCAACAUCCUCCUCGACCGAAACUAUGUCAGCAAAAUAAGCGACGUGGGCCUCGCUCGCUUAGUCCCACCCUCCGUCGCCAACCAAGUAACUCAAUACCACAUGACUCAAACAGCGGGCACAUUGUGCUACAUUGAUCCAGAGUAUCAGCAGACCGGGAUGCUGGGCUGUAAAUCAGACGUUUAUUCGCUCGGCGUGAUGCUGCUACAGAUAAUCACGGCGAAACCGCCAAUGGGGUUGACGCAUCACGUAGAGAGAGCGAUAACGAAGGGGACGUUCGAGGAGAUGCUGGAUCCGACAGUUAAGGAUUGGCCGGUGGAGGAGUGUUUGAGCUUCGCGAAGAUGGCGUUGAAGUGCUCGGAGUUGAGGAGGAAGGAUAGGCCGGAUCUCGGGACGGUGGUCUUGCCGGAGCUUAACAGGUUGAGGAAUCUCGGGCAUGCGUUUGAGCAGCAACCGGGGUUUGGAGGGAGUAGUUGCAGUGGGAGCAGUGCAAGUGGGAGUAGUUUUGGGGGGAUGACUUCAGGGGAGCUCAGCAGGGGAUCUAUCGGAAGCUCCCGAGGGUCUACCGGAAGUUGAAAAUUUGGAAGUUGGUGCAUUUUCCCCCCUGAGAUGACAGACGAUAUUAUGUACUAAUUGGUUGGUUUAAGGAGAUGUAUCAGUUUGGCAUGAGUUUAACGUGCCUGUAAUUUUUUCGUGAUACUAAUUAAGGUCAAUGUGUCUCGUUC